AUGGUCAACAUUCCCAAAACCCGCCGGACUUACUGCAAGGGCCGGGAGUGCCACAAGCACACCCAGCACAAGGUUACCCAGUACAAGGCUGGCAAGGCCUCGCUGUUCGCCCAGGGUAAGCGUCGUUACGACCGAAAGCAGAGUGGUUACGGUGGUCAGACCAAGCCUGUCUUCCACAAGAAGGCUAAGACCACCAAGAAGGUUGUCCUCCGUCUGGAGUGCACCGCUUGCAAGGCCAAGAAGCAGCUUGCCCUGAAGCGCUGCAAGCACUUCGAGCUGGGUGGUGACAAGAAGACCAAGGGUGCCGCCCUUGUUUUCUAA
Messenger RNA from Penicillium odoratum, 321 nucleotides. Its product is annotated as 60S ribosomal protein eL42. Gene Ontology annotation, cellular component: ribosome; cytosolic large ribosomal subunit. NCBI's taxonomy places the organism in Eukaryota, Fungi, Ascomycota, Eurotiomycetes, Eurotiales, Aspergillaceae. The record is from RefSeq and is a predicted model, not a curated record. Bases 1 to 321 code for a protein of 106 amino acids. Gene Ontology annotation, biological process: translation. The transcript has 4 exons. Gene Ontology annotation, molecular function: structural constituent of ribosome.